Messenger RNA from Rhododendron vialii, 1630 nucleotides. Its product is annotated as transcription factor TCP20-like. The record is from RefSeq and is a predicted model, not a curated record. Gene Ontology annotation, molecular function: DNA-binding transcription factor activity; sequence-specific DNA binding. Gene Ontology annotation, cellular component: nucleus. The transcript has 2 exons. Bases 294 to 1127 code for a protein of 277 amino acids. Lineage: Eukaryota; Viridiplantae; Streptophyta; Magnoliopsida; Ericales; Ericaceae.
GUACUGCAGCUACGUUCUUGCGACAACAAAAUUCUUGUCACAUUCCUUUGCCAAAACAGUGAACCCCUAUCAAAGACCAACACCCAUUAGGCCAUUUCCCUUUCCAAUUUUCUUCCUUUUAGUCGUGAUGUCACCUUCAUCAAUCAAAAACUCCAACCCCAUUUCCUCAUUUUUUUAAUCCUCAUUUUUUUAAUCAAUAUAUCCCCCACAAACACACAUCCCCCUGUUCAUGAAUCCCAACUCCCAAGGCCUCAAACCCUGGUAACAAUUUCUCCACCCUCACAAACCCCAACAUGAACGCCACCACAAAACCCCAAGAAAUCAAGGAUUUGCAAAUUGUAGUCGCCGAGAAACAAGAAGACCCAUCGAAGAAGCAGUUGGCCCCCAAGCGCAGCUCAAACAAAGACCGGCACACCAAGGUCGAAGGCCGAGGUCGGAGGAUACGCAUGCCCGCCCUCUGCGCCGCCAGAAUCUUCCAGCUGACCAGGGAGCUGGGCCACAAGUCCGACGGCGAGACCAUCCAGUGGCUCCUGCAGCAGGCCGAGCCGUCGAUUAUCGCCGCCACCGGAACCGGGACCAUUCCGGCUUCGGCGCUGACGGCGGCCGGCGGCUCCGUUUCCCAACAGGGCAGUUCUGUUUCUGCUGGGCUGCAGCAGAGUAUUGAUGAGUUGGGUGGUGGGCCGAGUAGGGCCCUUUGGCCCAACCUGGGCAGACCCACCACGGCCCACAUGGCCACCGCGGCGGCGGCGGCGGGGUUGUGGCCGGGUGGGUAUGGGUUUCAGCCAACGUCAUCUGGGGGUAAUUUGGGAAAUAAUGAAGGGGGGUCAAGUUACUUGCAGAAGAUAGGGUUUACUGGGUUUGACUUGCCACAAGGGAACAUGGGUCCAAUGAGUUUCACUUCAAUUUUGGGUGGAGCUGGGGGUGGGAAUAACAAUCAAGUGCCUGGGCUGGAGCUGGGGUUGUCACAAGAUGGGCAGCAUAUUGGGGUUUUGAACACUCAGGCUUUGAGCCAGAUUUACCAGCAGAUGGGGCAAGCUAGAAUGCAACAACAGCAGCAGCAGCAUAGUUUGAGUCCUCAUAGUCAGCAAGCAGUUUCUAAGGAUGAUUCUCAAGGGUCUGGGCAGUAGAUUUGGAGAUGAUAUAUAUACGUAUAGAAAUACUAUUGAAUUUUUUUAUAAAUUAUGAAGAUAUUGUUUCUUUUUGGUGGGGAGGUUGAUGGGUUUCUUGUGUUGUAUAAUUGCAAAGAGUGAGAGAAAAGAUAUGGCUGAAGUGAGAAUUCAAUAGGGAUUAGUACUACUGUAUUGGGUUUGCUCCAUCUUUUUUUCUCUCCACAGCUCCAUCUCAAGGCUCCAAUUGCAGGUGGAACUGUGCAGGGGCCAAAUAGAUUUUUGGGUUUGGGGCUUAACUUCUGGUUUGAUUGCCAAAGGUGUGUUGAUAAUAGUGGUAUUUUCUAAAGAUUUUGUUCCCUUUAGAUCUUGAUGGAGUGCUGAGUAGAUUUGUUUGAACACAUAUAGAGUUUCAUAGUCAUAUUAAUGGAGUUUCUCUCAGUUCUAGAGAGGAUUUUUGGCCUUGUAUGAUAUGAUAGUAUCCACUUAUGAACUAAAUGGGAAACCUACUCUUUAAUUGCAAA